GUCAGAACAUUGAUUUAUGAACAUUGGCAUUUCACUAGCUCAUGUGUCUGGAUACGUCAUGUAGCUCUAAUAGCCUUCACAAUUCUCCGUAAGAAUUCUGAACAUUUUCCCAUCCAUAAUGUCCGACUUUGUCAAACCCUCCAAAUCCCAUUUAAUGACCUACCGUAUCGCCCGUGGCGAACAAGGAGUCCUAACAUACGAACCCUACAAAUCCUACCUCCUCCCACACUGGCGUUUCCGGACCGUCUCUAUCGCACGUGCCUCCUCACAGACUCUCUGGCAGAAGUUCCUCGAGUUCUACGAGCAAAAUGACUUUGUGGGAAUGGAUAUGAGUAGGAAGUUCAUUCAGAUGGGCAUGACAAGGUCCAAGAGGUAUGCGAAUUACAAGGGCGGCAGAAAGUAUGUGGAUGGCAAGGAGAAAGGGGAAGUGAUUGAGAAGAGUAAAGGCCAUGAGGGGAAGGAAGAGAAGGAGGAGGCGAGUCGGAUAUUUAGAGAGGUGUGGGAGAGGUGUAAGGAGCAUGAGGGAUAUCAAGAGAUGAAGAAGACGUUUUUGAAAGAGCAGAAGGAGUGGCUGGAAAUGGAACCAGGGAGGGUGAAAGAAGAAGACGAUGAGACGAGAUCUUCAGCAAGACCAACUAGCAGACAAAGCAGUAGACGGAAAUGUCAAGCAGAGGAAGAGAGCAUCAAGCAGGAGCUUUCUCCGAGAUUAAAGUCCGAAAAUGAUUGACAUUCCAUUCAGCCUGGUAUCUCCC
Mollisia scopiformis is the source of this 752-nucleotide messenger RNA. RefSeq lists its product as uncharacterized. NCBI's taxonomy places the organism in Eukaryota, Fungi, Ascomycota, Leotiomycetes, Helotiales, Mollisiaceae. The coding region runs from base 119 to 727 and encodes 202 amino acids. The record is from RefSeq and is a predicted model, not a curated record. The transcript has a single exon.